GCCCCCUCCACUCCGGAACCUCCAUCUUUCUCCCGGACUGUGCCUUCUGGCGUCAUGCUCCUCCUUCCCACCCCCUUACGACACUACUUGUGGGGCUGGCUCGGUAAACUAACAUGGAUUUUUCCAAGCUACCCAAAAUACUCGAUGAAGAUAAAGAAAGCACAUUUGGUUAUGUGCAUGGGGUCUCAGGACCUGUGGUUACAGCCUGUGACAUGGCGGGUGCAGCCAUGUAUGAGCUGGUGAGAGUGGGCCACAGCGAGUUGGUUGGAGAGAUUAUUCGAUUGGAGGGUGACAUGGCUACUAUUCAGGUGUAUGAAGAAACUUCUGGUGUUUCUGUUGGAGAUCCUGUACUUCGCACUGGUAAACCCCUCUCUGUAGAGCUCGGUCCUGGCAUUAUGGGAGCCAUUUUUGAUGGUAUUCAAAGACCUUUGUCGGAUAUCAGCAGUCAGACCCAAAGCAUCUACAUCCCCAGAGGAGUAAACGUGUCUGCUCUUAGCAGAGAUAUCAAAUGGGACUUUACACCUUGCAAAAACCUACGGGUUGGUAGUCAUAUCACUGGCGGAGACAUUUAUGGAAUUGUCAAUGAGAACUCGCUUAUCAAACACAAAAUCAUGUUACCCCCACGAAACAGAGGAACUGUAACUUAUAUUGCUCCACCUGGGAAUUACGAUACCUCUGAUGUUGUCUUGGAGCUUGAAUUUGAAGGUGUAAAGGAAAAGUUCACCAUGGUGCAAGUAUGGCCUGUACGUCAAGUUCGACCUGUCACUGAGAAGCUGCCAGCCAAUCAUCCUCUGUUGACUGGCCAGAGAGUCCUUGAUGCCCUUUUUCCGUGUGUCCAGGGAGGAACUACUGCUAUCCCGGGAGCCUUUGGCUGUGGAAAGACAGUGAUAUCACAGUCUCUAUCCAAAUAUUCUAACAGUGAUGUAAUCAUCUAUGUAGGAUGUGGUGAAAGAGGAAAUGAGAUGUCUGAAGUCCUCCGGGACUUCCCAGAGCUCACAAUGGAGGUUGAUGGUAAGGUAGAGUCAAUUAUGAAGAGGACAGCUUUGGUAGCCAAUACCUCCAAUAUGCCUGUUGCUGCUAGAGAAGCCUCUAUUUAUACUGGAAUCACACUGUCAGAGUACUUCCGUGACAUGGGCUAUCAUGUCAGUAUGAUGGCUGACUCUACCUCUAGAUGGGCUGAGGCCCUUAGAGAGAUCUCUGGUCGUUUAGCUGAAAUGCCUGCAGAUAGUGGAUAUCCAGCCUAUCUUGGUGCCCGGCUGGCCUCUUUUUAUGAACGAGCAGGCAGGGUGAAAUGUCUUGGAAAUCCUGAAAGAGAAGGGAGUGUCAGCAUUGUAGGAGCAGUUUCUCCACCUGGUGGUGAUUUUUCUGAUCCAGUUACAUCUGCUACUCUUGGUAUCGUUCAGGUGUUCUGGGGCUUAGAUAAGAAACUAGCUCAGCGUAAGCAUUUCCCCUCUGUCAAUUGGCUCAUCAGCUACAGCAAGUAUAUGCGUGCCUUGGAUGAAUACUAUGACAAACACUUCACAGAGUUCGUUCCUCUGAGGACCAAAGCUAAGGAAAUUCUGCAGGAAGAAGAAGACCUGGCAGAAAUUGUACAGCUUGUUGGAAAGGCUUCUUUGGCAGAAACAGAUAAAAUCACUCUGGAGGUAGCAAAACUUAUCAAAGAUGAUUUCUUACAACAAAAUGGAUAUACUCCUUAUGACAGGUUCUGCCCAUUCUACAAGACAGUAGGGAUGCUGUCCAACAUGAUUGCAUUUUAUGAUAUGGCUCGUAGAGCUGUUGAAACCACUGCCCAGAGUGACAAUAAAAUCACAUGGUCCAUUAUUCGUGAACACAUGGGAGACAUCCUCUAUAAACUUUCCUCCAUGAAAUUCAAGUGUGAUAAUACCAGAUGUUGA
This is a messenger RNA of Piliocolobus tephrosceles (Ugandan red Colobus), 1895 nucleotides long. It is a transcript of the gene ATP6V1A, whose product is annotated as ATPase H+ transporting V1 subunit A. The record is from RefSeq and is a predicted model, not a curated record. Gene Ontology annotation, biological process: ATP metabolic process; proton transmembrane transport. Lineage: Eukaryota; Metazoa; Chordata; Mammalia; Primates; Cercopithecidae. Bases 114 to 1895 code for a protein of 593 amino acids. The transcript has 15 exons. Gene Ontology annotation, cellular component: lysosomal membrane; proton-transporting V-type ATPase, V1 domain. Gene Ontology annotation, molecular function: proton-transporting ATPase activity, rotational mechanism; ATP hydrolysis activity; ATP binding.